Messenger RNA from Panthera uncia (snow leopard), 6315 nucleotides. RefSeq names its product integrin subunit beta like 1 (gene ITGBL1). The record is from RefSeq and is a predicted model, not a curated record. Gene Ontology annotation, biological process: cell migration; integrin-mediated signaling pathway; cell-matrix adhesion. Bases 37 to 1521 code for a protein of 494 amino acids. NCBI's taxonomy places the organism in Eukaryota, Metazoa, Chordata, Mammalia, Carnivora, Felidae. The transcript is spliced from 11 exons. Gene Ontology annotation, molecular function: integrin binding. Gene Ontology annotation, cellular component: focal adhesion; cell surface; integrin complex.
GGAGCGCAGCUCGCCUGCACAGCCCCGGAGCUCAGCAUGCGUCCUGCAGCCAUCAGGAACUUCUUGCUGCUGGCCUCCUCCCUUCUCUUCGCGGGGCUGUCAGCUGUUCCUCAGAGCUUCUCGCCAUCUCUGAGAAUUGGGCCGGGUGCAGCGUGCAGGCUGUCCCGGGCCGAAUCGGAGCGCCGGUGCCGCGCGCCCGGGCAGCCCCCAGGGGGCGCUCUGUGCCAUGGCCGCGGCCGGUGCGACUGCGGGGUCUGCAUCUGUCACGUGAGCGAGCCCGGCGUGUUCUUCGGGCCCCUGUGCGAGUGCCACGAGUGGGUGUGCGAGACGUACGACGGGAGCACCUGCGCAGGCCAUGGUAAGUGUGACUGUGGCAAGUGCAAAUGUGACGAAGGAUGGUUUGGGGAUGCCUGCCAAUACCCAGCUCACUGUGACCUGACAAAGAAAAAGAGUAACCAAAUGUGCAAGAAUUCUCAAGAUGUCAUCUGCUCUAAUGCAGGUACAUGUCACUGUGGCAGGUGUAAGUGUGAUAAUCCAGAUGGAAAUGGCCUUGUUUAUGGCAAAUUUUGUGAGUGUGAUGAUAGAGAAUGCAUAGAUGAUGAAACGGAAGAAAUAUGUGGAGGCCAUGGAAAGUGUUACUGUGGAAACUGUUACUGCGAGGCUGGUUGGCAUGGCGAUAAAUGUGAAUUCCAGUGUGAUAUCACCCCCUGGGAGAGCAAGCGAAGAUGCACAUCUCCAGAUGGCCAAAUCUGCAGUAACAGAGGGACUUGUGUGUGUGGUGAAUGUUCUUGCCACGAUGUUGACCCAACUGGAGACUGGGGAGAUAUUCACGGGGACACCUGUGAGUGUGAUGAAAGGGACUGUAGGGCCGUCUAUGACAGAUACUCUGAUGACUUCUGUUCAGGUCACGGACAGUGUAAUUGUGGAAGAUGUGACUGCAAAGUAGGCUGGUUUGGGAAAAAGUGUGAGCACCCACGUUCCUGCCCACUGUCAGCAGAGGAGAGCAUCAGAAGGUGCCAAGGAAGCUCGGAUCUACCUUGCUCUGGAAGGGGUAAAUGCGAAUGUGGCAAGUGCACCUGCUACCCUCCGGGAGACUCCAGGGUGUACGGCAAGACGUGUGAAUGCGACGGCCGCCGCUGUGAAGGCCUGGACGGCACGGUCUGUGGGGGCCACGGCACGUGUUCCUGUGGUCGCUGCGUGUGUGAGAGAGGCUGGUUCGGGACGCUCUGCCAGCACCCGCGGAAGUGUAACAUGACGGAGGAACAAAGCAAGAGUUUGUGUGAAUCAGCAGAUGGCAUAUUGUGCUCGGGGAAGGGUUCUUGCCACUGUGGGAAGUGCAUCUGCUCUGCUGAAGAGUGGUACAUUUCUGGAGAGCUCUGUGACUGUGACGACAGGGACUGUGACAAGCACGACGGCCUCAUUUGCACAGGGAAUGGAAUAUGUAGCUGUGGAAGUUGUGAAUGCUGGCGCGGAUGGAAUGGAAAUGCGUGUGAGAUCUGGCUCGGCACAGACUAUCCUUAAUGACCCCGUGGGACAGGACUGCAUUCUUAUGUUUGUAGGCCAUUAGGACACAUAAACGCAAAGGAAACCAUGUAUAAUCACCACUAGGACAGGUCAAAUAGACUAUUGCAUGUUUUUCUAUUUCUGAAUGCCUGAGUGACGGCUGGGCACCCAUUAAAAAACAAGUUAGGCAAAAAUCUGAUGUAAGUAAGGCCAGAAAGAAUUUUUCCUCCAGAAUUUACACCUGUGGUUCUCAACAAGGGUGACUUUGCCACCUCAGAAAACAUUUGGUGACGUCUGCAGAUAAUUUCGAUUGUCACACUGGGUGGGCUGGCAGGGCAUGCUACCGGCCUCUAGUGCAUGGAGGACACAGAUGCUUCUACGAACAUCCCACGGGGCACAGGACAGCCCCAUGACAAAAAGUUCUCUGACUCCAAAUGUCAAUAGUGCCGGAGUUGAGAAACACUGAAUUACAUGGUGGUUAGAAAGGCCACAAAAAAAGUGGUCACAAAAAAAACCACAUUUGAAUCUAAGGAAAAGAUAUAUCCUCACAUAAAUCCAUCCAUCAUAUUUUUUCAGAUUCCUUAUCACUCAGCAUUUCCAUUUGGAAUCAGUAAAGACAAACAGGCACAAGGGCUAGUGUCGGGGGUGCUAAAGGCUGGAUCACCAGUGCUUUUUAAAGAAGAAGACUGGUCAGGUUUAGCCAGUAAGUCAUGCGUCUGGUCUCACUUUAAAUUCACAAAAGAAGAUUUCCUUAUGAAGGAAGUAUGAAAAGUGUACAAUUUAACAUUUUUAAUAAAUAGUGACGUUAAGUUGCUUACAAUCUGUGUCAAUAUAUAUUUACCUACUGAUGAUUAACAACAACAACAACAACAAAAUGAAUUGGUAUUCAGGGGCACCUUCUGUUACUAGAUCAUUUUGUAAACUGGGCAGGGAGGGGUUAGGUGUAAAAGGAAUUUGAUUUCUCACUAUUUUAAAUUGCGUCAUGGUAACUUGCCUUUUAGAAAGAAUAUCUAAUUGGACAUAGGAUGGGCCUGAAAUAUGCAUUCAUUUCCCUUAAAAUAUUCUUAUUUCUAAGCAUACAUUAUUUACUGAAAAAGCAUCAUGCAAAGAAGUCAAGAAGAGAUACUGUGAUCAAAUGGCACCAGUCUCAAAGCUCAGAGGAUAAAAAAAAAAAAUCUAGAAAUGUCUUAAGUAGAAAUUACAAAUAUUCACUCAGCGAUAGGAACAAAAUGUUUAUUUUCUUAAUGGUGAAAUUUUGCUCUGUAUGAAAUUCACAUUGAAUUAUGAAAAUGUACAAUAAUUAGGACUUCCCUUACAUAUUUACAGUUAAAUCUACUUACACACAUUAGUUUAGGCAACCUUUAAUUAUUUGGAGCUAAAAAAACCCACUUUUUUUCUAAAUGUGAAUUAUAUUUUGUAAAAUCCUAGAGUAAUGUAACAAAAUCAUUUCCGCAUUGUUUAAGAUGAAAAUUUUUACUUGGAAAUUUUACUUGAUGAUGUAAAUAUCCUAGAGUCAUGGCUUGGACUUUAUUAAGUCAAAUCACCAAAAAAUAAGGAAAAUAUGCAUUUGCCGAGUUACUUAAAAAUUUAAUAUUGAAAGUUAUUUAAGAGAAAAUUUAUCUGAUGCUGACUUUGAUAGUACUAAUAGUGUUCUCAUACUUUAAUAGAUUUAUAAAAUUGUUAUCUCUAUCCUGAGAUGAUGGAAGUGCAACCAUAUUAGUUGUAUCUCUAUUAUUGAGUAUGUCCGUUGAUAUAUCAGUUUUGUAAAACGAGGGAAAUAUAAGCAGUUCAGAAAUCAUAUAGAUGAUAUUCUUUCCUCCUCUCUCUCUAAUCAUUUUUAGCCUCAAACAAACAUAUUGUAAUUAUUCAGUAGCAGUUUUGAUGACCGGACGAUGUGCAAUCAUCAGAAUUCACUACAUCACGCACACUGCAGAACUCUGCUUUCCAUAAAGGACCAGUUAGUCAAUACUUUAGAUUCUGUGGGCCACUGACCUCUCUGUUGCGUGUUCUUCUCUGUUUGUUUUUAACACUUUAGAACUAUAAAAGGAAAAACGGAACACUCAUUCUGAGCUCCUGGGCCAUACAAAAACAGACCGCAUGCUGGAUGUGGCUCCCAGCUGAGCAGUAAGUAGUUUGCCAGCCAUGUUCUACUGGAGAUGCCCUUAAUUCAUUCCCUUUGUCUUAUCCUGUAUUCCUGGGUGCGUCUUAGUUUUCUCCUAACUCCCUCUGUUUGUUAUCCCUUUGUAUUAACAACUAAAAUGAAAGGGCUUCAAUUUUUAUGUUUUCAUGUAAGGAAAAUGUCCUCAGCAUGUAUGGUUUUUUUUUUUUUUUUGAGAAAAGGUUUCAAUAUGGAGAAAUUAUUAUACUAUGAAGAUUGAAAUGUGAUUUGUCCAAAUUUUUUGACAAGGCUGAAAAUACAGUCAGCUAUAUUCCGGGUUCAUUUAGCUACAAAUUAUUGAACCAAAACUGAGUGAUAGCCUAAGUCACAUGGUACCUAAUCUCUAAGGAAUAUUUUUCUUUUAAAACAGAAAUAUUUUCUUUUUACUUCUUUCUGUCUGCUAUAUUUCAUAUGUGUGUAUGUGAUUUUGACUCUAGCAAUGCAAACAUCAAUAGAUAUAUUAAGAAGUUAUUUAAUUUACAUGUUUAAAUUGGUAAAAAUAAAAUAUAGUUACAUGUAAAGACGUAAAUCCUACCCUUCUUCAAUGUGAUUUUGUAUUUUGACUUUCAAUCCCGUUACUAAGAUAAAAACUCCCUCUUUCAAACAAAGGCAGGGCAGGAACCAACUUGUAACGGGUGAAAGGGGAAAUGUGCGAAUCUCUUCGGCUUGUUCGAGUUCCUGUGACAGGGAGAUUAACGUCAGUUGGGAAGGGAUGUGACAGGACACGUUUGCUGCUGCUGUUGGCACGCACCAUGCUUGUUGGCAAACCAUCACCGAGGAAUUCUUCCCCAAGGACUUUUCAAUAUAAUUCGAAUUGGGUCCUAAGACCCAAGAGGACAUUUUACCCCAUUUUCUCCCUGCACCCUUCAGCUAAUCCAAAUGCCUGCAGCACCUUGAAAGGAACGGCCUCCACCACGUCAAAUACAAACACAAUCUCUGCCAGCAAACAUCGGGAUUAGACCGAAUGAUACAGAAAACUGAGAACAAAUCAAAACAAAUCACAACUCAGCCUUUGUUUGCAGACUCCCUGUCAAAACUUUGAAGCCCUACUCAGUAUCCAAGGGUCCACGGGCCCUGUGUAACCCCCUUGUAAGCUAAGAAACUUAAGCUGGGAAUUGUAUUUUUCUCCAAAGCGAUACAGUUCUCAUCCGGAUGUUGGUAUAUCGGCAUUUAGCCAAUUGCUUUCCCUGGAAAUAGUCUUGUUCUGAAAUAAAAUUGGAAAUAGUUUUCAAUUAUUUUCUUUCUUUCUAAAACGGAACUCUUAGUCAAUCUCUCCCUGAAGCAUUAGUUCUCUCUGUAAUAUUAGGACUAAAACCUUAAGUGAAGCGAUACGCACGUUCUAACUUAAGGAACAAGACGUUUUCGUUGUUUGUUUGGGUUUGGUUUGUAAAAGAAAACCAAAUCUAACAUUGGUCAUCUCGAAAACAUCUGAUUGUUUUAAUGCUUUAGGCAUUAAUUGAGCAACUGGGCAGGUGUGCUAAAACUACUCCCUCUGCUCACUCUCCAGGAGGUAAAUAACGAGAAGGAUUCCCCAGGAGGUAAUGAGAAGGACUGCAGCAGGAGUCUUGCAGGCCCCAUGUGGAGCUCCUAACGCCACCUCCUACCCCAAAACCCUCCGGGCGAGCACACAUUUAGAGCAAGGAUCUCUAACGUCUGCAGGAUUUGUAAGGACAUGUUGCUCGGUCCCAUUUUACUCUUUACAUAGGGUGCACCACCUGCAUUGCUUCUGCAGUUUUUCCAAGUAAAGUUGUAGCAAAACAUUGUAGAAAGCAAACUUAAAAUAAAACCGGUGUCGCCUGGAAUAUUAAAACAAUGAACAUUCCCGAGCAUUGCUGAGGGAUGGGUGAAGCCAUCAGCUACCAUAACAGAUCAGUAGAAAUAACCCUCCCCUACCAGAUAUGCAUGCAAAAGGAAUGUGACAUUAGAGAGACUCGAUGCAAUUGACAUAUGUACAUGGAGGUACAAAACACAGUCUGUAGAUACAAAUGAAUUCCAUCGGAUUUACUAUACAGAACAUUGAUAAUGACAGACUGCACUUAUUUAAUAACAGCAAACUUAAUUUUUGAGGGGAAAACUGGUGGAGUCUUAUCCCAGAAAAAUAGCAAGAGAGGUAUCAUCAAAGAGCUAAAAUUUUCUUUGGCAUGGUAAAGGGGGAAAUUGAGUGUACCAACUUAUUUACAUGAUAUUUCUCUAUAUUUGUGGGUGAAGCGAUGCCAUUUUGUUACAUAAAGUUGUUUGAUGUUUUGUAAUAUGCCUUCAUAUCAAUAUUUUAUUCAGUAUGUUGUAUGUGUGAAUACAACAAAUGGUAUUAAACACAGAAACUGUACAAUGCAGACAAACUCUUUGUAUGUAAAUUGAAUAAUACAUACCACAGUUCUUGAUACGUAGGUCCUACUACAUGCAGUUCACCAGUGCUGUCCUUGUCCCAUGCAACAGGUGAGACCAGACACAGAGGAAACGGUCUAAUUUACAAAUAACAAGGACCCGUCUGCAAUAUGUCUAAACAUAUAUUAGAAGAAAGUAUUUGACAUCCAUUCAUAGGGAUAAAUGCCCUUAGAGACAACUCAUAUAAAAAACAAAACAGAGAUGCACAUUUACAUAAGUCUCAGUCAUUUACAAAAAUAAAUCUUGUCUUAAUUUUAACCAAUUAACAG